This is a messenger RNA of Carassius auratus (goldfish), 1002 nucleotides long. It is a transcript of the gene tm4sf21b, whose product is annotated as transmembrane 4 L six family member 21b. The transcript is spliced from 5 exons. Gene Ontology annotation, cellular component: membrane. The coding region runs from base 63 to 653 and encodes 196 amino acids. The record is from RefSeq and is a predicted model, not a curated record. NCBI's taxonomy places the organism in Eukaryota, Metazoa, Chordata, Actinopteri, Cypriniformes, Cyprinidae.
GGCUUACAUGCUUAAAGUCAGCUUAAUAUUUCUCAGUUUUAAUUAAAGAAAAUAUUCACAUCAUGUGUACAGGAAAGUGCUCCAAGUUUAUUGGCAUCAGCCUUUAUCCGCUGGCACUGCUGUCCAUCGUCUGCAACAUUUUUCUGUUCUUCCCUGAUCUUCAAACCAUUUAUUCCCAGCAGGAAGCAGAGGGACUCUACCGUCUUGCAGAUGAGAUCAAAUACAUGGGAGGCAUUGUUGGAGGAGGCAUCUUGGUGUUGAUCCCUGCGAUCCACAUUCAUAGCACUGGGAGACAAGGCUGUUGUGCAAACCGCUGUGGGAUGUUCCUGUCCGUUAUCUUCGCUGCAGCUGGUGUGGCUGGUGCCCUGUACAGUGGCAUUAUAGCUGUGGUUGGAUUGAUUCGUGGACCAGUUUGCAGUGUUGAAGAUGGUACAUGGAGCAGACCAUUCCUAAACAGCACUACAAGCUAUUUGGGAGACUCUGACCUUUGGAACAUUUGCAAAGAACCAGAAAAUAUUGUGGAGUUUCACAUUGGCCUGUUUUCUGCUCUGCUGGUGGCUGCUUGUUUAGAACUGCUGCUCUGUGGAAUCCAGGUGCUCAACGGCCUCUUUGGCUGCAUCUGUGGUUCAUGCAGCCACAAAGAGGUGGCAUAAGUUCAAAAUGACAACAGACUGGAUCAACACAGGAUCAAGAUUUAUUACCAGACACAUAUCAGUCUUCAUUACCAAUCUGUGACCUUUUGAAAACGUGGGAGUGUACAGUGAUAAACAAUAAAGUACCGUACUUCACACAUACUUCACUGACUAAUACCAUGUGUUGUCUAUUAAACCAUUGUUUACAGAUUGAAUAACAGAUUGAGAAAAUGUGGCAGGACAACAUUACUGGUAAUUUCCUAAAUAACUAAAUGUGUCCCUGGACCACAUAACCUUAAGUCGCUGGGGUAUAUUUUUCGCAAUAGCAAAAACAUUGUAUGCGUCAAAAUUAUCGAUUUUUCUUUUAUGC